Messenger RNA from Fusarium verticillioides 7600, 1443 nucleotides. RefSeq lists its product as hypothetical. Lineage: Eukaryota; Fungi; Ascomycota; Sordariomycetes; Hypocreales; Nectriaceae. The record is from RefSeq and is a predicted model, not a curated record. Bases 1 to 1443 code for a protein of 480 amino acids. Gene Ontology annotation, molecular function: carbohydrate:proton symporter activity. Gene Ontology annotation, biological process: transmembrane transport; carbohydrate transport. Gene Ontology annotation, cellular component: membrane. The transcript is spliced from 7 exons.
AUGUCAUGGUUUGGUUACGACCAGGGUGUUUUCUCAUCCGUUCUCAUCUCAGCCGACUUCAAGUACUGGUUUCCCGAGACUAAGGUCGCGAGUAUCUCUGGAAUCGUUUCCAGUUGCUUCGCACUGGGCGCCUUCUUUGGGGCAAUCUUUGCCUUUAUUUGCGGUGACAAGUUGGGGCGCAAGAAGACCAUCUGGGUCGGUCUCCUCAGCAACAUAAUCGGCGCUGUUCUACAAAUCGUGUCAUGGCAUCUUCCUCAGAUGAUAGUCGGGCGUGUCAUCAACGGAUUCGGUAUGGGCGUUACCUCAUCAACCUGUCCCGUCUAUCAGGCUGAGUGCUCUAAGCCUCGCGUUCGAGGUAAACUCGUUGUCGUGCAGUCCCUUUGUAAUACCGCCGCCUUUUGCCUCGCCAAUUGGAUGAACUACGCCCUCGGUGUUCGAAGCGGCCCUAUCCAGUGGCGUUUCCCCCUCGGCUUCCAGCUCCUGUUCCCCUGCGUCAUCGCCGUUGCGCUGCUCUUUGUCCCCGAUUCUCCUAGAUGGCUGAUGCUCAAGGACCGACACGAGGAGGCUCUUGUGGUCAUAGCACGACUUGCUGGCAGUAACGCGACCACCGAGGAUGUCGAAGUCGUGACAGAGUUCAGAUCAAUCCAAGCGACAAUCCAGCAAGAGCGCAAUGAGACCGUAUCCAUGAUUGAUAUGCUCAGGUGUCGUGACAAGACUCAAAACCUUCGCAGGAUCCUACUGUCGUGUGGUACACAAUUUAUGCAGCAGUUCUCGGGUGUCAACGCUCUCGGUUACUACCUCCCUACCAUGUUACAGCAGGUUCUUGGCUACAGCGCACGCCGAAGUCGCCUUCUCACUGGUGUCAAUGGCACUAUCUACCUAUUUGCCGCUAUCUGCUGUCUGUUCAUCAUUGACCGCUUCGCGACGAUGGGCUCGUGCUACAUGAUUGUAUCCAUGACUCUUCUCGGCGCUAAGCAUAACCCAAGCAUGAAGGAGAGGCUCGGCGAAGUCACCACUGCCUUCUUCUUUAUUUACUACUUCUGUUACGGUACUAGCUUUGCCAAAGUCCCAUGGGUGUUCAACUCGGAAGUCAACUCUCUCGGCUGGCGCACGCGGGGAGCUGCAGCGGCCACAGCCACUAACUGGAUGGGUGGCUUCAUCGUCACUCAAUUCACCAAGACUGGCGUUGACAAUCUCAAUUGGGGCUUCUUCCUCUUAUUUGCUGGCUUUUGCUACUCCUACUUCCCGAUCGUUUACUUCUUGUAUCCUGAAACCGCUCGUCGUACCCUCGAGGAUAUGGACCAGAUCUUUAUACAGAACCCAGGUCUGGUCGUUUGCCGCAUUCCAGAACUCACGCAGCGAGAGCGUCCUGAGACACUGAUUACUCUUGAGCAAAAGCGAGUUGAAAAGGCAGAGGUGGCUCAUGUAUCUUAUGUGGAGUAA